AUGGACAGUUCUAGUUUGAUGCUACAAGAGAAUGAAAUAUUAGCUUUGGAGGCUAUUUACCCACAAGAUUUCACUUAUACAGAGACACAGAACUCGAUUCCUCAGUACAUUGGCUCUUUCUCCGUAAGAGUCACUUUACCGAACGAAAUACGUGUGUGCUUUUCAAGCCAUGCUAUUAAUGGCGACAGCAACAUUAACCUCAUUAGUACUAACGAGGAAAUACUAAAAAUCCGAUAUCUCCCUCCGAUAAUUAUUGAUUUUUCAAUGCCGGCUUUAUAUCCCGAGCGAGAAGGAUUAGAUUUUACUGUGAAGUGUUGUUGGUUGAGUGAUAACUAUAGGCUAAGUUUAAAAAAUAAGUUGCAAGAGAUCUGGGAAGAGGAACGGGAUGUUGUAUUAUACCGAUAUGCAGAAUUUAUCCAAGAGAACGCGUUGGAAUUCUUGGGAAUUACUUUUCCCCUGAAAUUAGUAGAUGGCACAACUAGACUCAAGGACAUUAUCUGGUCAUAUAAUCGUGAUGCUAUGAACAAGGAAUUCGCAGAGAAUCAUUUCGACUGUGGGAUAUGUCUCGAGAAUAAGCCCGGUUCGCGUUGUAUCCAAUUGCAACCCUGUCAACACGUGUUUUGUCAAGAAUGUCUUUGUGGAUAUUUCGAGAUGCUUAUACGCGAAGGGUUUGUCUCACAAGUCAAAUGUCCAGAUAUUGGUUGUAAAGUGCAAACUGUAUUGACAAAAGAAGUUUUAGAUGAAAUUGUUGGUACGGAAAUGCAAGAACGUUAUGCGCGCUUAAUGGAGAAAAUUGAAAUCGAAACAAAUCCUCUGAUAACAUAUUGUCCUUUGAAAACAUGUCAAACACCGGUUAAAAAAAGUUCUGAUUUUGAGAAAUUGUGUCUGUGCGAAAAAUGUGGAUUCGCAUUUUGUUGGAUGUGUAAGAGAACUUGGCAUGGGCCUCAUAUAGCAUGCGCCAUUAAAAAUGUGAAGCAUGUUGUUAAAGAAUAUUUAGCUGCUGAUGAUGUCAAGAAAGCGUUAAUGAAAUUACGUUAUGGUCCAAAGAAUCUCGAGAAAUUGGUGCGUGACACAUUAUCAGAAAUAGAAUCUGAAGAAUGGAUGAGAUCAAACACACAACCAUGUCCACAAUGUGACACAUUUAUUGAGAAAUCGAUGGGAUGUAAUCACAUGCGAUGCACACGUUGCGAGACACAUUUUUGUUAUUUAUGUGGUCACUGGAUUGAUCCCGCAGAACCUUAUCGUCAUUUCAAUGAUCCAAAGUCUCCUUGUAAUCAACGAUUGUUUGAUGGCACAGAUAUCGACGAACUUGAAUUUUUCGCGGAGGAUCAUGAUGAUAUUUAA
Molecule: messenger RNA, 1344 nt
Organism: Ambispora gerdemannii
Lineage: Eukaryota; Fungi; Glomeromycota; Glomeromycetes; Archaeosporales; Ambisporaceae
Source: the annotation of a GenBank genome assembly